Messenger RNA from Neurospora tetraspora, 657 nucleotides. RefSeq lists its product as uncharacterized. NCBI's taxonomy places the organism in Eukaryota, Fungi, Ascomycota, Sordariomycetes, Sordariales, Sordariaceae. The transcript has 2 exons. The coding region runs from base 216 to 593 and encodes 125 amino acids. The record is from RefSeq and is a predicted model, not a curated record.
CUGGAAUACCGAGAUCGACGCUCGUACGUAUCUGCCCCAUAAUCUAAACCCCUACGGUGCCCAUUACUGACAUCCCGUACACAGAGUGCACCAACCUCUGGCUCGGCUACUACGUCUGCGUCCACGUCCCCGGAGCCGUCACCCAGAAGCCGACAACCACCACCAAGGCUACCUCCACCAGCACCGCUGCUCCCGCCGCGACUAACUCCCCCCAGAUGCCCGGUAUCGUCGCCAACUGUGACGGUUACCACAAGAUUGCCUCCGGCGACCAGUGCGGCACCAUCGCUGCCAAGUACGGAAUCACCACCGAUCAGUUCCUGAGCUAUAACAGCUAUAUCAAUGCUCAAUGCUCCAACCUCUGGCUCGAUUACUACGUCUGCGUCCACGUCUCCGGCAACUCCGGUCCUACUCCCCAGAUGCCCGGCAUCGUAAGCAACUGCAAGAAGUUCUACCAGAUCAAGAGCGGUGACAGCUGCUGGAGCAUUUACUCGGGCGCCGGAAUCACGUUUGAUCAGUUCAGGAAGUGGAACACCCAGGUUAAUGCGGAUUGCAGUAACUUGUGGUUGGGGUACUAUGUUUGCACUGGGGUUUAAGGGGCGAGAGGGGGUGAUUUAGGGGUUGGUAUGAGGGGCGCGUAGGAGAGAAGAGGUCAGGGAG